UACAUGCAUGGUGAAGUCUUGCCAAGCCAUACCUGCGCUGCAGAAACCCGCCCAACUUCUGAAUAACGACGACAAGAAAAGAUGACCUCCAGUCGUCCAGGCAAAUGCAAAAUAUGUGGUUAAUAGCUUAAUGUGGAAGAGCAUCAGACAAUACUAGUUACAAAAUAAUAAUUACGAUACUUAUUUAGGGUAAUGUCAAUGCAAUUGACUAUUAUUUGAACCAUUUGUUCUAGAAAGAAAAGGGUACAUUCUAAAGGACAAUGUUACUCACUAAAACGUCAUCGUUGAAAUGGAUACGCGCGUUAUUUGCUAUGUGGCUGCAUCUGGCUGUGUGGGAAACGAUGGAGGCUAUCCAUCCAGACUGUGCCCUGGUCUCUCAUCACAUGAAGUCCCAGGAGAGCUGUAUCCACACACGCAGACAGGAAGGCCGGAACCGCUCUGCCAGGACAGGGUGUCGUACAGAGUGGGAUGAGAUCAGAUGCUGGUCACGGGCUGAGGUGGGCCAGAUUGUCAACGUCUCCUGCUCAGACGUCUCCCAGCUCUUCGCAAACAAAGGCUACAUCUUCAGGAACUGUACGAAGGCUGGCUGGACAGAGCUGUACCCUACAUAUGAGGAGGCCUGUGAGUUCGCAGAUGAGUCAGAGACAGGAUCAGAGACAACAUACUUCUACACCAUCAGUCAGGUGUACACCGCUGGAUAUGCCACCUCCCUCGUCUCCCUCAUAUCAGCCAUCUUUGUCUUCACUGUGUUCAGGAAGUUCCACUGUACCAGGAACUACAUCCACAUCAACCUAUUUUCCUCAUUCAUCCUGAGAGCCAGUGCCGUUUUCAUCAAGGACGGAGUUCUGUUCGCUGAUGAGAACCUGGACCACUGCUUCAUGUCCACAAUGGCGUGUAAGUCAGCGGUGGCCUUCUUCCAGUUUAGCAUCCUGGCUAACUACUUCUGGCUGCUAGUGGAGGGCAUGUACCUCCAGACUCUCCUGGCCCUCACCUUCGUCUCACACAAGAAGUACUUCUGGUGGUACACACUCAUCGGCUGGGGUCUCCCAACUACAAUACUGUUGGUGUGGGUUCUGACACGCAACUUCUAUGAUAACCGAGGUUGCUGGGACGACACUGAUGUGGCCUUCAUCUGGUGGAUCAUCAAAGGGCCAAUAACAGCAUCAUUACUGGUCAACUUCAUCAUCUUCAUCAAUGUGAUCCGUAUUCUGGUACAGAAGCUCAAAUCUCCUGGCGUGGGGGGCCACGACACUGGCCACUUCAUGAGGCUGGCUAAAUCCACUCUGUUCCUGAUCCCUCUGUUUGGGAUGCACUACAUGGUGUUUGCCUUCCUACCAGAGAACACAGGAGAGGAGGCCCGUAUCUUCAUAGAGCUGGGCCUGGGAUCCUUUCAGGGCUUUGUGGUGGCUCUGCUCUACUGUUUCCUAAAUGGAGAAGUGCAGGCAGAGCUGAAGAAGCAUCUAUGGAAGUGGCAGAUCCAGGGUUAUCUGCGCUACAGUAGGAGAAGACGUACCCUCUUCACAGAGAGCUCCACUGUCACACAGAUCUCUGUUCUGGAGAAGUCCUCCCCCAAGGAGUUGCCCUGCAUCAGCGACACACACACACUCACACACAUCGACAAACACACACUCACACACACUUCUGUCCCGAGCUGUACUGACACACAAACACUCACACACAGCUCUGUCUCAAUCUGUGACGACACAAACACUCUCACACACAACACCGACUCACUCACACACAACUCAACAGUCUGAGAGAACAAAAAAAUCCCGCUAUCUCUCUCUAUUCCCAACCCUCCCUCUUCUUUUCUUCCUCCCCUCUCUCAAGGAUGGACUACACCUUGACUCUUCAGUGCCCAAAUCUCAGAUAGUCCUCUCAGUCUAGAGAGAUCUAAAUGUUGUUCCAUAGACUGAGCUGUCUGUUGUGUUGACUCACUGGCUUGGCUGUGUGGCUCCAUAGACUGAGCUGUCUGUUGUGUUGACUCACUGGCUUGGCUGUGUGGUUCCAUAGACUGAGCUGUCUGUUGUGUUGACUCACUGGCUUGGCUGUGUGGCUCCAUAGACUGAGCUGUCUGUUGUGUUGACUCACUGGCUUGGCUGUGUGUCUCCAUAGACUGAGCUGUCUGUUGUGUUGACUCACUGGCUUGGCUGUGUUUCCAUAGACUGAGCUGUCUGUUGUGUUGACUCACUGGCUUGGCUGUGUGGUUCCAUAGACUGAGCUGUCUGUUGUGUUGACUCACUGGCUUGGCUGUGGGGUUCCAUAGACUGAGCUGUCUGUUGUGUUGACUCACUGGCUUGGCUGUGUGGUUCCAUAGACUGAGCUGUCUGUUGUGUUGACUCACUGGCUUGGCUGUGUGGCUCCAUAGACUGAGGAAGAGUAAUACAAAAAAAAGCAAAUUAUCGCAAUGGCCACAGAUCGACCAGAUUCCCAAAUGAAGCAAACUUUAUAGUGUCUACAAUAUACUGUAUCUUCCAUAGUACAAGUAAAUACACAGCCUUGUCUGUCAGGGCUUUCUAAAUGGACUGUGCUGUGUUUGGGUGGGUUGCUGCUAUUGUUGCCAGUCAUGGACUUGCUGGCUGUGUGGUCUGGACACUAGACACUAGUGGUCUCUAGUGGAUGCUAGUGGACUCCAGUGGACUGCGCUUGUGUCCAUAGUAGAAAUGGACUGGCCCCGGUGUGUUAGAAAUGCAGAGUAGUGAUAAAUUGAACAUAUUGAUUGAGAGGAAGAGGUUCAACUGACCUCUCUCCCCUCAUCAACCUGAAGGAAGAGGUUCAACUGACCUCUAUCCCCUCAUCAACCUGAAGGAAGAGGUUCAACUGACCUCUAUCCCCUCAUCAACCUGAAAGAAGAGGUUCAACUGAUCUCUCUCAUCAACCUGAAGGAAGAGGUUCAACUGACCUCUAUCCCCUCAUCAACCUGAAGGAAGAGGUUCAACUGACCUCUAUCCCCUCAUCAACCUGAAGGAAGAGGUUCAACUGACCUCUCUCCCCUAAUCAACCUGAAAGAAGAGGUUCAACUGACCUCUAUCCCCACAUCAACCUGAAGGAAGAGGUUCAACUGACCUCUAUCCCCUCAUCAACCUGAAGGAAGAGGUUCAACUGACCUCUAUCCCCACAUCAACCUGAAGGAAGAGGUUCAACUGACCUCUAUCCCCUCAUCAACCUGAAGGAAGAGGUUCAACUGACCUCUAUCCCCUCAUCAACCUGGAGGAAGAGGUUCAACUGACCUCUCUCCCCUAAUCAACCUGAAAGAAGAGGUUCAACUGACCUCUAACCCCUCAUCAACCUGAAGGAAGAGGUUCAACUGACCUCUCUCCCCUAAUCAACCUGAAGGAAGAGGUUCAACUGACCUCUAACCCCUCAUCAUCCUGAAGGAAGAGGUUCAACUGACCUCUAACCCCUCAUCAUCCUGAAGGAAGAGGUUCAACUGACCUCUCUCCCCUAAUCAACCUGAAGGAAGAGGUUCAACUGACCUCUAACCCCUCAUCAACCUGAAGGAAGAGGUUCAACUGACCUCUAACCCCUCAUCAUCCUGAAGGAAGAGGUUCAACUGACCUCUCUCCCCUAAUCAACCUGAAAGAAGAGGUUCAACUGACCUCUAACCCCUCAUCAACCUGAAGGAAGUGGUUCAACUGACCUCUAUCCCCACAUCAACCUGAAGGAAGAGGUUCAACUGACCUCUAUCCCCUCAUCAUCCUGAAGGAAGAGGUUCAACUGACCUCUAUCCCCUCAUCAUCCUGAAGGAAGAGGUUCAACUGACCUCUAUCCCCUCAUCAACCUGAAGGAAGAGGUUCAACUGACCUCUAUCCCCUCAUCAACCUGAAGGAAGAGGUUCAACUGAUCUCUCUCCCCUCAUCAACCUGAAGAGUACAGAGAAGAACAACCAUUUCUACCUUAUGGAUUGUAAAUGCAACAUGUUGCACAGUGCACAAGCAUGUAUGGAGCACUACACUGUAAAGAUGAUUAUUUAUGUAGACCUUGUUUUUUGUUGUUAUUAAUUGUCUUAAAGCCAGUUGAGCUGACAGCCGUUUUGUACUGUUUCGCUAUGGCUUUAGUCAUCCAUCUAGCAAGAGGGCAAUAUUUUAAUGGUGUAGUGUUGUUUUCCCCCAGAAAGCUAUGACCUUUGGCUUUCACCUGGAAUUGUUAUCUAUGUCUGAGGAAAAAAAACAACCUUUCAACCCAUAUGAUCUAGUACACAGUAAAAGUAUACUAAAACAAAUACAACAAUUAUGAAAUGAUAAAAUAACAUACAGUUGGGAAUGAAUAAGCCUUUUCAUACUUUAUAAUAUGUCCAUAUAUAGUUAUAAUCUGUUUUCGGAACAUCUACCCAAAAUAUUUCACAUUCUUUAUUACUCUACCAAACAUACAGUUCCUUCGGAAAGUACUUUCUCCACAUGUUGCUACGUUACAGCCUAGUUCUAACAUGGAUGAAAUGAAACUAAAUCCUCAGCGAUCGAUACACAAUACCCUUUAAUGACAGAGCAAAAACAGCUUUUUAGACAUUUAGCAAAUGUAUAAAAAUGUUUUAACAGAAAUACCUGAUUUACAUAGGUAUCCAGACCCUUUGCUAAGAGAUUUGAAAUUGA
This is a messenger RNA of Oncorhynchus gorbuscha (pink salmon), 4589 nucleotides long. RefSeq names its product pituitary adenylate cyclase-activating polypeptide type I receptor-like. Gene Ontology annotation, biological process: cell surface receptor signaling pathway; adenylate cyclase-modulating G protein-coupled receptor signaling pathway. The coding region runs from base 261 to 1757 and encodes 498 amino acids. NCBI's taxonomy places the organism in Eukaryota, Metazoa, Chordata, Actinopteri, Salmoniformes, Salmonidae. The record is from RefSeq and is a predicted model, not a curated record. The transcript has 13 exons. Gene Ontology annotation, cellular component: plasma membrane. Gene Ontology annotation, molecular function: G protein-coupled peptide receptor activity; peptide hormone binding; vasoactive intestinal polypeptide receptor activity.